AUGGAAAUGCGGUUUGCAAGGGUGUUGGCGAAUUCAGGGAAGCAGUGUUGCGAAAAAUUGGCAAGGCACUCAACCAAUAAUGGAGAUGCUCAAGGAGAACUGUUUAAGAAGGUGGCGCAGAGUAAACCACCAACCUAUCAAGGAAAGCCUGAUCCAACUAUACUGGAAAACUGGUUGAGGGAGUUUGAGAAACUGUUCGGGGCAGUAGGGUUCCCAGAGAACUCAAAAGUAGGUUGUGCUACCUAUUACCUUAGGGGUGAAGCUGACGUUUGGUGGCAGCAAAAUGAAGCUACCAUUAAGGCAUUACCUGGAUUUAAUUGGACUAUGUUUCAAGAGAAGAUUAGGGACAAGUUUUACCCUAGCUUCUUACAGAAACAAAAAGCUGAGGAAUUUUCAAAUCUUGCUAUGGAAAAUAUGUCAGUUACUGAAUACUACACCAAGUUUAUUGAGCUGUCACGUUUUGCUAAGGAGUUUGUUUCUACAGAAAAGUCUAAGGCUAGAAAGUUUGAGAGUGGUCUGACUACUGAUUUACAGUUAAAGCUAUGUGGUCAAGUAUUUGAAACCUUGGAUGAAGUGUAUGGAGAGCUGCACACCUAUAUGCCUUAG
Chenopodium quinoa (quinoa) is the source of this 606-nucleotide messenger RNA. RefSeq lists its product as uncharacterized. The coding region runs from base 1 to 606 and encodes 201 amino acids. The transcript is spliced from 2 exons. The record is from RefSeq and is a predicted model, not a curated record. NCBI's taxonomy places the organism in Eukaryota, Viridiplantae, Streptophyta, Magnoliopsida, Caryophyllales, Amaranthaceae.